AUGCCCGACCAAACGUCUGACCAAACGGCUGACAAAACGACCGAGAAACUCCCCAACAAAGUGCACGGAAGGUGGCAGCUGACAACUAAUUUGAAGAGCCCAGCAGAAGGCUUCUUCGGUGAAGGACGCGACGGUGAAGACUGGCAAUGCAGAGAUGGACCCAAUUUUGGAGCCCAUAACGGACCAUCUGUUGACCUCAUUGAGAAAACUUUAUCUCCAAUAAAGAUAGAGCCGAGGUUGAACACUUGGUGGAAACGAGCCAUCAGCUUUAACCCAUGGUCAAUUUUCGCGAUAGUUUGUAUUCUUGCCGUGGGGAUUGCGUCUUGUAUUGUGAUUGUUAUGAUGACUUUUCAAUUCAUUCCUGUGGAGUCAAGAAGGUCGACCGUUUUGAAUGACUCGGCUGUCAAUCAGACACAGAAGGCCGAUGAAUUGAUUCCCAUCAUUAUUGCACGGGCUGUUCCGCAUACUAAGGGAUUUGUGACAGUGUUCCGAGCUGCUCCGUCUGAAGAACCAACUAGUUACAGCUACUAG
Penicillium odoratum is the source of this 531-nucleotide messenger RNA. RefSeq lists its product as uncharacterized. Lineage: Eukaryota; Fungi; Ascomycota; Eurotiomycetes; Eurotiales; Aspergillaceae. The transcript is spliced from 2 exons. The coding region runs from base 1 to 531 and encodes 176 amino acids. The record is from RefSeq and is a predicted model, not a curated record.